Molecule: messenger RNA, 351 nt
Organism: Ambispora gerdemannii
Lineage: Eukaryota; Fungi; Glomeromycota; Glomeromycetes; Archaeosporales; Ambisporaceae
Source: the annotation of a GenBank genome assembly
AUGUCGCAAAAGAAAGGAGUCUAUGCUACAAACCAUCGUUUAAAUUACCUUUCUUCUUUUUCAACUGUUUUCCAUUCUAACCUUUAUCACUUUCAACAACAGCACGACGCAAGCUUUCCCCGUACCUGGGACAAACAAGAAUACGAACAGCGUGCACGAGAUCGUCAUGCACAACAGCUAGAAGAGGAGGAAGAGCGAAGAUGUAAAGGUCUAAAACCUAAACCAGCUGAUGAUGUUUUGGAUGAAGAGGGACCUCGUGAUUUGCUUACGGCGCGCAUAGAGAAAGUUGUGCUCGAUGCUAACUUGAAUAGGACCCAGUUGGUUCAAAGCACUAGUAUUGCCUCGAAAUAA